Messenger RNA from Drosophila virilis, 2618 nucleotides. RefSeq names its product protein sex-lethal. Gene Ontology annotation, biological process: sex determination; alternative mRNA splicing, via spliceosome. The record is from RefSeq and is a predicted model, not a curated record. Gene Ontology annotation, cellular component: nucleus; ribonucleoprotein complex. NCBI's taxonomy places the organism in Eukaryota, Metazoa, Arthropoda, Insecta, Diptera, Drosophilidae. Gene Ontology annotation, molecular function: mRNA binding.
UCGAGUCGGUCACGCUUUCAGUAUCAUUUUGUCGGCUGUGAACUGUAAAGGAAAUUUGUAGCGCCGCGCGCAGUGCAUUUUUUUCUGUAACAACAACAACACAGCUGAGCGCGCCAACAACAAGAACAACAACUGCAGCCACAAAGAAGAGCGCCAAACGUAACAGUCUACAAAAAGAGAAAAAGAGAGACAGAGAGAGAAAGAGAGAGAGAGAACGCCCGCCAAAUUAUUUGAUACUAACAGAUAGAACGAGACAGAUUGAGUAACUGUACUGUGGCUGGAAGGAAGGAAACAAAAGGCUUAAAUCGCAAUUGCUUGCGUUCCCGUGUUGCGACCAUUGUCUACGACGAGAGCGUCAAAGCUCUCGGCAGGCAAUACAAGAUAACACACACACACACACACACGCACACACAUCCAAGCAACAACUGAGUCUCUCAUAUACACACACACAGACACACAGACAGACAUACAUAUAUGCCAACACCCGCACUCACUCACACAACAGCCAAAGCAGACGAGACAAAUAGUAUAUAUAUAUAUAUAUAUAUACAUUACGUGAAAUUAACAGCAGCUGGCAGCUGAGAGCGCUGAGCGCCAAACAACUACAAAGAAAGAGAGGCGAGAGAGCAAGAAUAGAAGCUCUCUGAUCACGUCAAGUGAGACAAGUGCGAGAGAACGCGACCAAGAGAGAGAGAGAGAGAGAGACAGAACAACCGAUACCUUCAAGAAAACAAAAUAACGGCGCACUGAGAGUAUUUUGCAAAAAAUACUCGUGCACACACACUCUCAGGAUAUGUACGGCAACAAUAAUCCGGGUAGUAACAAUAAUAACGGUGGUUAUCCCCCAUACGGUUACAACAAGUCGAGCGGUGGGCGUGUAUUUGGCAUGUCACAUUCACUGCCAUCUGGAAUGUCACGUUAUGCGUUCUCACCACAGGACACAGAAUUUACAUUUCCAAGUUCCUCGUCGCGUCGCGGUUACAAUGAUUUCCCAGGCGGUAAUGGCGGCAGCGCCAAUUCCCUUGGCGGCAACAUCUGCAAUAUGCCGCCAAUGGCCAGCAACAAUUCGCUGAACAAUCUGUGCGGCCUAUCGAUUGGCAGCGGCGGCAGCGAUGAUCACAUGAACGAUCAGCGCAACAGCAACACCAAUUUGAUAGUCAACUAUCUGCCGCAGGAUAUGACUGAUCGCGAGCUGUAUGCCCUAUUUCGAGCCAUUGGACCCAUCAAUACGUGCAGAAUCAUGAGAGACUAUAAGACUGGCUACAGUUUUGGUUAUGCUUUCGUGGACUUCACAUCGGAAAUGGACUCGCAGCGUGCGAUCAAAGUGCUCAAUGGCAUCACAGUGCGUAAUAAGCGGCUCAAGGUUUCAUAUGCGCGUCCUGGCGGUGAAUCGAUCAAGGAUACAAAUCUGUAUGUGACCAAUCUGCCGCGCACGAUAACCGAUGAUCAGCUGGACACGAUCUUUGGCAAAUACGGUUCCAUUGUCCAGAAGAAUAUAUUGCGCGACAAGCUGACCGGUCGGCCAAGGGGCGUGGCAUUUGUACGCUACAACAAACGCGAGGAGGCACAGGAGGCAAUCUCGGCGCUGAACAACGUCAUACCGGAGGGCGGAUCCCAGCCGCUGUCCGUGCGCCUGGCCGAGGAGCACGGCAAGGCAAAGGCAGCGCACUUUAUGUCCCAAAUGGGCAUGGGACCGCCGCAGGCGCCACCGCCGCCGCCGCCACCGCCGCCGCACAUGGCGGCCGGCUUCAAUAAUAUGGUUCACAGAGACGGAGCAAUGGAAAAAUUACGCUCAUUAUUCGAUGCUAUUUGCGAUGCUAUCUUUGGUCUCGAUAGCGACAACUUUGCCGAUUUGCUUGACGGACUGUACCGCCGGAAGUACCAUUAUCCUUACUUAUAAUUGACGCCGCAGCAGCAGCAGCAACUGCAGCUCUAUCAGCAGGCGUGCGGCUACAAUUCCCAUGGCAACAACAACAGCAACAGCAACAACAGCAGCAACAACAACAACAACAACAACAACAGCAACAACUCCCCCAACAACAUGCUACAAUAUCAUUCACUAUAUCAUCAGCAACAACAGCAACAAUCGCCGCCACAUAGCCACAACAACAACAACAACAACAACAACAAUAGCAGCAACCACAACAACAACAUUGGGCAGCUGCCACGCCUGAGCAGUGCUGCUGCGCACAGCAGCAAUCAGUAUCAACAACAGAACAACAACAGCAACAUGGGCCACAACAAUCACAGCAGCAAUGCGCAGCGCCAGCAACAUAAUUCCAACAAUGUUGCCGCCCACAUGCUCAGCUACAAUCAACAACAGCAGCAGUUGCAGCUUAACGGCAAUCUAACACAGCAGCAACAUCACAGUAGCAGCAGCAACAGCAGCAUGCAACACCACAGCAGCAAUGGCUUGAGCUUAAGUCCACACGGCAGCAACAUGCAACUGCACAACAGCAACGGCUUGAGCUUAAGUCCACACAGCAGCAACAUGCAACAGCAACUGAACAGCAGCAACGGCAACAUCCACCUUCAUAGCCUCAGCUUGGGCUCGCACGGCAGCAACAUGCAACAUACUAGCAACAAUGGCUUAAGCUUAAGUUCACACAGCAGCAACA